Molecule: messenger RNA, 495 nt
Organism: Glycine soja
Lineage: Eukaryota; Viridiplantae; Streptophyta; Magnoliopsida; Fabales; Fabaceae
Product: glycine-rich cell wall structural protein-like
Exons: 3
Coding region: 1-495 (164 amino acids)
Source: RefSeq, a predicted model, not a curated record
AUGAAAUACAGUCCACGUGUCUUGUUUUUGUCCUGUUUCGCCACUAGGAGUAGCGAAAUCCCUGCCACGUGUCCUGUUUCGCCAACAACAAUGGCGAAAUCCACUGUUUCAAGCAAGGAAGAUUUGGAAGUGCAUGCUGAAGAUCUCACUCAGCGUGCAAGAUUCGCUAAGAGAGGCGACCCGCUCAGCGCGGAAAAGAACUCGCCAAGCGCGAAGAAGAACCCUAGAGAAUACAAAGUCAGAGAGCUGCGAAGACAAGCGUUUGGAAGUGGUGGUGGUGGCAGUUUUGGCCACCACAACCACCAUGAUCAUUUUCACGGUGGAAUGAUGGGUGGGAUUAUUGGGGGCACCGCCGUUAGUGCGGGCGGUGAUGGAAUGAUGGGUGGGAUUAUUGGGGACACAGCGGGUGGAGGAGGAGGAGGAGCUUGUGGUGGCCAUGUGGGUGGUGGAGGGGGAGGAUGUGGUGGUGGUGGAGGAGGAGCAAGUGCAUGUUAA